AAGGAAUAGACUCACUAAACUGUAUUAAAUUAAUUACAGAACAACUAGAAUGGGUAUCUGCAUAUCCCUUGCAUCUUCAGAGAUUCAUGGGGUCCCUGAAGAAGUUCAUGAUGAGAAUGUGACAAUAUUUGAAUCAAACAAGGUCCUAAAUGGGAAUAAGAGACUUUGCUCUGUUUAUUCUAAACAGGGAACAAAAGGACUAAACCAAGAUGCUGCCUCACUUUACCAGGGUUACGGGAUGGAAGAUGGAGCAUUUUGUGGCGUUUAUGAUGGACAUGGAAGAUAUGGACACAUAGUGAGCAAAAUGGUAAACAGUCAUUUGCCUUCACUCAUUCUGAGCCAAGGGAAUGCUCCUGUAGAGAUUAAUAAAAUAGAAAAUGGUGAUGACAACACCCCAAGCAAUUUUAACACAGUGGAAGAUGACUUGGCUCCAAAGAACUUUCAGAAGUGGAAGAGAGCCAUUGUUAGUGCUUUCAUGGUGAUGGACAAGCAGGUUAAGCUACAAGAGAAUCUAGACUGCUCUUGCAGUGGAACUACUGCAGUAGUUGUCAUUAGACAGGGUGAAGGUCUUAUCAUAGCUAAUUUGGGUGACUCAAGAGCUGUCUUGGGAACAAUCCAUGAUGAGAAACUCACAGCCAUUCAAUUGACCACUGAUUUGAAACCUGGAUUACCUAGUGAAGCAGAAAGAAUAAGGAGGUGCAACGGUUGUGUGUAUGCUCUUAAAGAAGAACCACAUAUCCAGCGAGUGUGGUUGCCUAAUGAGAACUUCCCUGGCCUAGCCAUGUCUCGAGCUUUUGGAGAUUUCAUGCUCAAAGACCAUGGUGUUAUUGCCAUCCCAGAUAUUUGGUAUCACCAUGUAACAUCAAGGGACCAAUUCAUUGUUCUUGCAAGUGAUGGGGUGUGGGAUGUGCUAAGUAAUAGUGAGGUUGCAUCAAUUGUGUGGAUGGUAGACACUGAAGAGGAAGCAGCAAAGGCAGUUGUGGAAGCAGCCACUGCUGCAUGGGAGAAGAAGUAUCCUUCCUCUAAGGUAGAUGACUGUACAGUGGUUUGCCUCUUCCUGCAGAAGAAACCACAAUACUCUGGGCAUAUGAAAAGUGAAAAGUUAGGUUAAUGCCCAGUGACAAAAUAGGCUCUUUGUUUUACCAUUUACAGUAAAAAAACAUUUACAUUUCCAUGUCAAUUAUGUUCGGGCAGUUUUUUCCCUUGGAUGAAAGUACUUAUACAAAUAACUUAGCCAUAUUGGGAUA
This is a messenger RNA of Lotus japonicus, 1247 nucleotides long. RefSeq names its product probable protein phosphatase 2C 72. The record is from RefSeq and is a predicted model, not a curated record. The transcript is spliced from 5 exons. The coding region runs from base 50 to 1111 and encodes 353 amino acids. Gene Ontology annotation, molecular function: protein serine/threonine phosphatase activity. NCBI's taxonomy places the organism in Eukaryota, Viridiplantae, Streptophyta, Magnoliopsida, Fabales, Fabaceae. Gene Ontology annotation, biological process: protein dephosphorylation.